Messenger RNA from Drosophila rhopaloa, 308 nucleotides. RefSeq lists its product as uncharacterized. The record is from RefSeq and is a predicted model, not a curated record. Bases 47 to 229 code for a protein of 60 amino acids. The transcript has a single exon. NCBI's taxonomy places the organism in Eukaryota, Metazoa, Arthropoda, Insecta, Diptera, Drosophilidae.
UCGGGCAGUAUAUCUCCGCUGAUUGCAACGAACACUUCGAUUGGAAAUGGAAUCGCACACCUUUGUCUUACUGCUACUAAUUGGCUGCCUGAUUGUUGGCUGUUGUGUGGCGGCUCCUCAGGGAUGUAAUGGCGGCUUCUACGCCCAAAACGGCAAUCUGGUGCUCGAUCUAAAAGAUAUACAAGGCCUGCUUAACUGUGUUAACAGGCAGCAUCAACAACACGGCUAAUCUUAAACUAAGUUCUAUUCCAAUUCAGUGUAUAAUGCAAAAACCCCGAAAAAUGCCUAAUAAAAUCAUCUAAACCAAA